GAUAUGGUGAAGCAAAAUGAUGGUGAGAUUUUGGGACCGUUGGAGAUUGAUGUAUCAGAAAUGGCUACUACUACAUACGGCUGUGACCCCGAAAAAUUGCAACGAGAAAGUGCUGAGUCGCUGCAUCAUAGGUGCCAUCCGUUUAGUUUUCAUAUGAAAAAAAAUUUCUAA
This is a messenger RNA of Loa loa (African eye worm), 171 nucleotides long. RefSeq lists its product as hypothetical. The annotation marks the transcript as partial. The record is from RefSeq and is a predicted model, not a curated record. The transcript has a single exon. Lineage: Eukaryota; Metazoa; Nematoda; Chromadorea; Rhabditida; Onchocercidae.